AUGGAAAGAGGAAACCAAACAAGAGUCAGAAACUUUCUCCUCCUGGGAUUCUCAGAGAACCCGGACCUGCAGCCUGUCCUCUUUGGGCUGUUUCUGUCCACGUACUUGGUCACAUUUACCGGGAACCUGCUCAUCAUUCUGGCCAUCAGCUCCGACUCCCACCUCCACACACCCAUGUACUUCUUCCUCUCCAACCUGUCCUUGGUAGACAUCUGUUUCACCUCCACCACCGUCCCAAAGAUGCUGGUGAACAUCCAGACACAGAGCAGAGCCAUCACCUAUGAAGGCUGCAUCACCCAGAUUUUUUUUUUCAUUGUGUUUGGGUGCCUGGACAAUUUACUCCUCACCAUCAUGGCCUAUGACCGCUUUGUGGCCAUCUGCCACCCCCUGCACUACGCCGUCAUCAUGAGCCCUCGGUUCUGUGGACUGCUGGCUCUGGGGUCCUGGUGCAUCAGUGUCAUGGGCUCCCUGCUUGAAACCUUGACCGUCUUGAGACUGUCCUUCUGCACAAACAUUGAAAUCCCACACUUUUUUUGUGAUCUCCCUGAAGUCCUGAAACUCACCUGUUCUGACACCCUCGUCAAUAACAUGGUGGUAUAUUUUGUGACUAUUGCCCUAGCUGUUCUCCCGCUCUCUGGAAUCCUCUUUUCUUAUGCUCAGAUUUUGUCCUCCAUCCUGAGGAUUUCCUCCGCUGGUGGCAAGUACAAAGCUUUCUCCACCUGUGGGUCUCACCUGUCAGUGGUCUCCUUGUUCUAUGGCACGGGGCUGGGGGUCUACCUCAGUUCUGCAGCCACUUCAUCCUCUAAGACAAGUUUGGUGGCCUCAGUGAUGUACACCAUGGUCACCCCCAUGCUGAACCCCUUCAUCUACAGUCUUCGAAACAGGGACAUGAAGAGGGCCCUGGGGGAACUCCUUACCAGGGUGGUAACUGUCAGGAAUAAAGCAGUUUCAGGACCCCCGGUGAGUAGCUGA
This is a messenger RNA of Myotis daubentonii (Daubenton's bat), 972 nucleotides long. It is a transcript of the gene OR7C2, whose product is annotated as olfactory receptor family 7 subfamily C member 2. Gene Ontology annotation, biological process: G protein-coupled receptor signaling pathway. NCBI's taxonomy places the organism in Eukaryota, Metazoa, Chordata, Mammalia, Chiroptera, Vespertilionidae. Gene Ontology annotation, molecular function: olfactory receptor activity; G protein-coupled receptor activity. The record is from RefSeq and is a predicted model, not a curated record. Gene Ontology annotation, cellular component: membrane.